CAAGAUUUUGAUACUGAAAUAGUAAAACAACUGGAUGGGCCAUUGCGUGAAACUGUUUUGGAUCCAAUAACUAAAUUUUCUACUUAUUUUAAAGAAAUUGAUGAAGCAAUGAAAAAAAGGGAACAUAAGAAACAAGAUUUUGAUGCGGCUAAGGCAAAAGUUCGUCGUUUAAUCGAUAAACCUGCAAAGGACGCUUCGAAGUUACCAAGAGCUGAAAAGGAAUUGGAAACAGUAAGACAAGUUUAUGAACACUUGAAUGAUCAAUUGAAAACAGAGUUACCUCAUUUGACCGCAUUAAGAGUGCCCUAUUUUGAUCCAAGUUUUGAAGCUCUCGUAAAAAUUCAAUUGAGAUUCUGUACCGAUGGCUAUACAAGGUUAUCACAGGUACAACAAUAUUUGGAUCAAAGAUCUAGAGAUGAUUAUGCAAAUGGUGUUUUGGAUGAUAGAAUACAGGGUAUAAUUCAACAAAUGCAUGCUUUAGAUAUAUGUGCCCUUGGGUUUAAAUAA
Messenger RNA from Vanderwaltozyma polyspora DSM 70294, 507 nucleotides. Its product is annotated as amphiphysin-like protein RVS161. Gene Ontology annotation, cellular component: medial cortex; mating projection tip; Rvs161p-Rvs167p complex. NCBI's taxonomy places the organism in Eukaryota, Fungi, Ascomycota, Saccharomycetes, Saccharomycetales, Saccharomycetaceae. The annotation marks the transcript as partial. Gene Ontology annotation, molecular function: protein binding; lipid binding. The transcript has a single exon. Gene Ontology annotation, biological process: actin cortical patch localization; plasma membrane tubulation; endocytosis. The record is from RefSeq and is a predicted model, not a curated record.